Molecule: messenger RNA, 1740 nt
Organism: Mucor mucedo
Lineage: Eukaryota; Fungi; Mucoromycota; Mucoromycetes; Mucorales; Mucoraceae
Product: major facilitator superfamily domain-containing protein
Exons: 4
Coding region: 1-1482 (493 amino acids)
Biological process (GO): transmembrane transport
Cellular component (GO): membrane
Molecular function (GO): transmembrane transporter activity
Source: RefSeq, a predicted model, not a curated record
AUGUCAAAUGAAGUAACUGAUGAAAGGGCUUACUCAUUUGAAGAGAAAAAAGAAGCAUACGAUGUCCAAACUGUUAAUAGUGAAGAAUCUGCUAAUGAACUUACCCCAGAGUUUAAGGCUGCAGAAAAAUCUUUGAUCUGGAAGCUCGAUUUCUAUUAUGUUAUGCCCUGCAUUGCUGUUCUCAAUUUUUUGCAGUUUUUUGAUAAGUCGACCUUAAAUUACUCUGCUGUGCUUGGUAUUAAAGAAGAUGCUCAUUUAACUGACAGUCAGUUCAGUUGGUUAGGUUCCAUCUUCUAUCUUGGUUAUUUACUUUAUCAGGUCCCUAACACAUACUUCAUUCAAAGACUUCCUAUUGGAAGAUACAUUGGUGUGCUUAUUGUCGUUUGGGGUUUGGUGCUUACUGUCACAUGUUUGGGAAAAAACUUUUCCCAAUUGGCCGCUCUCCGUUUCUUACUUGGUUUCUUUGAAGCCGGUAUCUACCCCUGUUGUAUGAUGAUCAUUAGUUCUAUGUACCGUCGUGACGAACAAGCCGGUCGUAUUGGUUGUGUGUAUAUCUGCAACGGUAUUGCUAUGGCAAUUGGUGGUCUUAUUGGCUAUGGUAUUGGCCAUAUGAUGGGUGUUAGAGGCAUGAAUGGUUGGCAAUGGAUUAUGAUCAUUCUUGGAUCAGUGACAAUGGCUUUCGGUAUUGGCUGCUUCUUUUUAUUAGCAGACAACCCCAAGUCUAAGCUCCUUCAUUUGACUGAGGACGAAAGAAAGCUCGUUGCUCUUCGUACUAUUGAUAAUUCAACCAUUGUUACCAAGGAAAUCAAAUACCACCAUAUGAUUGAAGCUCUUAAAGAGCCUCGUUUUUAUUGUUUUAUUUUUGCCUCUCUUCUUUAUAAUCUUCAAAACGGUGCCCUAGGUAUUUUCAGUUCUGUUAUUACUGCUGGUUUUGGAUUUUCCAGCCUUAAUGCUAUUUUACUUACUGUACCUGCUGGUGUCGUCGAUUGUCUCUACAUUGGUUUUGCUGUUUGGUAUAACGGUCGAUAUGGAAACUCUCUUCACCUUGCUUCUAUUUUACUUGUCAUUGCUAUUAUUGGUCUUUUGCUGCUUGUCGUAAUCCCUAUUCCUCAAGUUAAACUCUUAGGUCUUUAUAUGUGUUGGUCAUUUGCAGCUUCUUAUACCCUUUUCCUUACUGCUAUGACAAACAACGUCUCCGGAUAUACCAAAAAAAUUUUCUACAGCAGUGCAAUCAUGGUUUUUUACACCAUUGGUAACUUUGCUGGUCCUCAAAUGAUGGUAUCUUCCCAAAAGCCUUUGUAUCUUGGUGGUAUGAUUGGUUAUAUGGCUGCCGAUGUCAUUUGUAUUAUUCUUUUACAAUACGCUCGUUAUUCCAUGGCCAAAGUCAACAAGCAACGUUUAGAAAACCCAUCUACCGAAAAGAUUGACACUACGAAGGAUUUAACCGAUGUUGAAAACCCUCACUUCAUUUAUAGACUUUAAUAGUCCUCCUACCUUUUACUAUUACUAUUUAGACUAAUAAUAAUACCCAUAAUAAUAAUAAUAAAAAAAAAAAAAAGGGUGCUAAUAAUAAAUUGACUUUCUACCAUUACCGUAUAAGUGAAAACAUCAUUUCAAUUUUUCAGGGAUUCUCGUUUUUCCCCUGUUUCUCAAAUCCUAACGUUGAAGUGUCUGCAAAUUAAAGAUCCACGAAUCCAUGAUUUACACACGCUUUUAGUCGUAGUGAUUCAAAUUUAUGGG